Nelumbo nucifera (sacred lotus) is the source of this 1402-nucleotide messenger RNA. The record is from RefSeq and is a predicted model, not a curated record. Lineage: Eukaryota; Viridiplantae; Streptophyta; Magnoliopsida; Proteales; Nelumbonaceae.
AACCAAAAGAGAGAGGCAAACAGAGACAACUAAACCCGGGAGCUGGGAGGUGGCUCCCCUUUCUUGUUUCCCGGUUCCUCACUUGAAUAUGUCUAUUACUCGUGAAUCGUGAUCGUGAUUCGUGAAUUUGAACUUUUAUUCAUUAACGGCGUAGAUCCGGAUUUUUUGUAAAUAUAUACGCUAGAAUGCGCUGUGGAUGCUGGAUAUGAAGCUCAUCUGCAACGCAGGAUCCAGUGAUGGAUGGAUGCGGAUUGUCAUUGUGCAGCUGUGUAGGUCCCGCCCUCUUCGAAGGAUGAAAAGUUUCUCCCCACUUAACAAUGGAACCGCCGAUAGGAGCUUCCAUGUGAAGCAAUAAAUCCUCCUUGAUAACGAAACCAAAGCAAACGUGCAGAGGAAUAAAGUAGAGAUAGAAAACUCUCUCUGUUUGUUUGUGGGUCGAAAUCUCUCUCUCUGGUUCGGGCAAGGGAAUGAUGACACUUCAAUGACUUGUUCUGUCUUUGGAGUAUCUUCUUCGUGCCCGAUGCUCAUGUAGAAGGAAACAGAGGCUUUAGAGAUCUCUCAGGAAGCUGUACCUCACAGUUUUGAUAUGGGAACAUUGGCACUUCAUACUGAAGAUGUUGGCUUAGGGCUUUAUUCAUCUCUGGGUCUGAUUGAAUCAGACAAAGGAAUUCCAGGAACCCCUCUAGUGUUGCCACUCCUUUCUUCGCUUCUUGAGAGAUCUGUUCAAAAGAAUGAGAAGUUAUUAGAUUCCAUGAAGAAGAAAGAUGCAAUCACAAUCUUUCAUGGCUUAAAAGCACCCACCAUGAGUAUCCGGAAAUACAUCGAUCGCAUCUUCAAGUACUCAGGCUGCACUCCAUCUUGCUUUGUUGUCGCAUAUAUAUACAUGGAUAGAUUCCUCCAACAGACAGAUGUUUACCUCACUUCCCUCAAUGUUCACCGACUUCUAAUCACUGCUGUGAUGUUAGCAGUGAAAUUCGUUGAGGAUGUGUACUACAACAAUGCCUAUUAUGCAAGAGUGGGAGGAAUAACUAUUGCAGAGAUGAACAGGAUGGAGAUGAAGUUCCUGUUCAGUCUAGAAUUUAGACUCCACGUUACCACAGAAACUUUCAAGUCUUACUGUUUGCAGUUGGAGAAAGAAGCUGCUGCAGAGUAUAAGAUUGAGCGGCCAAUCCAGGUCUGUGGAUUGAAGGAAAGCUGGCCAAACAAAGAUGAGCCAAAAUGUGCAACCACGAUUGCAAGAUACAGUUGCUAGUUAUAGCUGUAAGUUUAUCAUUAAUUCAUGUUAGAAAUAAGGAUGUUGAAUGGGUUUACAUUGUAAUCAUACGUAACAGGUUGUAGUUACAGUAACAGACUGAGAUUUGAUUGCUUUUCAAUAAUCAGUUCGAUUGCUUCUUGUGGUUCC